AAAUAAAUGAUAAAAAAGAAAACAUACUUGUAUAUUCUUCCAGAAAAAAAACUAGACAAGCAAUUAAAAAUAAAUGAUAAAAAAGGAAAACAUGCUUUUACAUUCUUCCAAAAUUUAACUAUAUAUUUUUUCUUCUGAUGCCAUAGUAAGCCAGGUCAAUUUUGAGGUCGUGGAGGCGCUGUCUGACCUCUUCUUGAGUCAGGUCAACGCUACGUUCAGCCACCCCGCUUGUCCCGUUCCUUAUACUCUCUUGGGGGGGCGGUGCAUCUCCAUAUUUUUCCCAGCAAAGCUCGACUGGGGGGCAGCUCGAGCCUUUUGCAACGUCGUGGGAGGCGAACUGUUGACGCUGCAACACCACGAGGAUUUCCAUACACUUGUUACCCACCUACAGGAGACCAACAUGGUAUCCGACUUCUGGCUCGGAGGAUUCUUGUACAACGAGACGGUGGGCUGGACCUGGCUCGAUGACACCCCCGUGGAGUUGGGCACCCCCUUCUGGGCCCUCAGGCACACGGAGGAGUGCCACAAGAGGAACAUGACCAUCAACGAUAACAUCACUCUCCACGUCAACGAAGGCCAGUGCUAUCACUACACGCAGGCGCCCCAGAGUCCGCCCUUGGGUCACUGCCUCGCCCUCACCUACGGCAACUACUUCUACAUGAGCGACGAGCUUUGUCUGGAGAAGAGGAGUCCCCUGUGCAUCGCUGCGGCUUAGGAGGGGAUGCCACGUCAGGAGCGCCGGGUCUUGGUGUCUUGGUCCUUCAGAGGCUAUUUUGAUUGUGGGAGUUGGUCGUUCGGGGAAUACACGGCUGAUAUAAAGGUGUGAUAAGCAGAUAUGAUUAUGUUAAAUAUUGGAUUUGUAGAUGUCAUUAUAGAUACCAUAAAUGUGUGCGUGUAGGCAAUAGGUAACGUUGACCGACCGUAUACAUACACACAAACACUCACAUACACACGCAAGCACAAGCAUAAACAUACACAUGCCCACACACACACAAACACAUGCCCACACACACACACACACACACACA
Messenger RNA from Penaeus indicus, 1028 nucleotides. RefSeq lists its product as uncharacterized. The record is from RefSeq and is a predicted model, not a curated record. NCBI's taxonomy places the organism in Eukaryota, Metazoa, Arthropoda, Malacostraca, Decapoda, Penaeidae. The transcript has 4 exons. The coding region runs from base 401 to 715 and encodes 104 amino acids.